Molecule: messenger RNA, 4156 nt
Organism: Microcebus murinus (gray mouse lemur)
Lineage: Eukaryota; Metazoa; Chordata; Mammalia; Primates; Cheirogaleidae
Gene: DIS3
Product: DIS3 exosome endoribonuclease and 3'-5' exoribonuclease
Biological process (GO): rRNA catabolic process; nuclear mRNA surveillance of mRNA 3'-end processing
Cellular component (GO): nuclear exosome (RNase complex); cytoplasmic exosome (RNase complex)
Molecular function (GO): endonuclease activity; 3'-5'-RNA exonuclease activity; RNA binding
Source: RefSeq, a predicted model, not a curated record
ACAUCGAAGGGUGGACCAGCCGCCACGGCAGACACUGCGAGGGACCAGAGGCGUCUCCAGUUAGCAACUCAGGUUGCAGCCCCUAGACAAGAGAUCUCAGGGCUAGGGACCGUUAGGACCCGUAACCAAGACAACCAUUUCCACACUCGGAGGAGCUCGGAAGAAGAGGCAGCGUGCAGUCGCCCUCGCCGCCGGAACUCUGCUCUCCCGGACCGCAGGCGCAGGAGCGACGCACGCUGGGAGACGGAGUCCAGAGACGAGCCCCGCCCAGGCCGCGGGCGGAAAUGGCUCGAGGCUAAGCUCCUCCCUCGCUCUUGCCCAAUCCUCGCGACUGUCAGAGAGCCAACCAACGUCAGUCUCGGCGUUUUCCCGCGAGAGGUGCUCGCUGAUAUCCUGGAGCGGGAAGGAGCGAACCUCCGGGUGUGGUAUAGUUGUGCGAGAGGCCGGUUAGCUUGAAGCCUUUCGCCGGAAGAGUGCCUACCGGGGUUGGGAUUCUGAGCCAGGAGGCAAGAUGCUCAAGUCCAAGACGUUCUUAAAAAAGACCCGGGCGGGCGGUGUGAUGAAGAUCGUGCGUGAGCACUACCUGCGGGACGACAUCGGCUGCGGGGCGCCCGGGUGCGCGGCGUGCGGCGGGGCGCACGAGGGGCCGGCCCUGGAGCCGCAGCCCCAGGACCCGGCCAGUAGCCUCUGCCCGCGACCGCACUACUUGUUGCCUGACACCAACGUGUUACUGCACCAGAUUGAUGUUCUUGAGGACCCUGCCAUCAGGAAUGUAAUUGUAUUACAAACAGUUCUCCAAGAAGUGAGAAAUCGGAGUGCCCCUGUGUAUAAACGGAUACGAGAUGUGACAAAUAACCGAGAGAAGCAUUUCUAUACGUUCACUAAUGAGCAUCACAGAGAAACCUAUGUGGAACAAGAGCAGGGAGAAAAUGCAAAUGACAGGAAUGAUAGAGCCAUUCGAGUAGCAGCAAAAUGGUACAAUGAACAUUUGAAAAAUGUAUCAGCAGAGAACCAGCUGCAAGUUAUUUUCAUAACAAAUGACAGGAAAAACAAAGAGAAAGCUGUAGAAGAAGGAAUUCCAGCUUUUACUUGUGAAGAAUAUGUAAAGAGCCUAACUGCCAACCCUGAACUCAUAGAUCGUCUUGCUUGUUUGUCUGAUGAAGGGAAUGAAAUAGAAAGUGGAAAAGUAAUAUUUACAGAACAUCUUCCCUUAAGUAAGCUACAGCAAGGCAUAAAAUCUGGUACAUAUCUUCAAGGAACAUUUAGAGCCAGCAGGGAAAAUUACUUAGAAGCUACUGUAUGGAUUCAUGGAGACAGUGAAGAAAAUAAAGAGAUAAUCAUACAAGGACUUAAACAUUUAAACCGAGCUAUUCAUGAAGAUAUUGUGGCUGUGGAGCUUUUCCCCAAGAGUCAGUGGGUAGCACCAUCUUCUGUUGUUUUACAUGAUGAAGGUCUAAAUGAAGAUGAUGUGGAGAAAGAAGAGGAGAAAGAACAAAUGCUUAAGACUGCUGUAAGUGAAAAAAUGUUAAAGCCUACAGGUAGAGUUGUAGGAAUAAUAAAAAGGAAUUGGCGACCAUAUUGUGGCAUGCUUUCCAAGUCUGGUAUCAAGGAGUCAAGAAGACAUCUUUUUACACCUGCUGAUAAGAGAAUCCCUCGAAUUCGGAUCGAAACCAGACAGGCUUCUACAUUAGAAGGACGGAGAAUUAUUGUUGCCAUUGAUGGUUGGCCCAGAAAUUCCAGAUAUCCAAAUGGACACUUCGUAAAAAAUUUAGGUGAUGUUGGAGAGAAAGAGACUGAAACAGAAGUUUUAUUACUUGAGCAUGAUGUUCCUCAUCAGCCUUUUUCACAGGCUGUUCUUAGCUUUCUGCCAAAGAUGCCUUGGAGCAUUACUGAAAGGGACAUGAAAAACCGAGAAGACCUGAGGCAUCUGUGUGUUUGUAGCGUGGACCCACCAGGAUGUACUGAUAUAGAUGAUGCUCUACAUUGUAGAGAACUUGAAAAUGGAAAUUUGGAGGUUGGUGUUCAUAUUGCUGAUGUUAGCCAUUUUAUUAGGCCAGGAAAUGCCUUGGAUCAAGAAUCAGCCAGAAGAGGGACAACUGUGUAUCUUUGUGAAAAGAGGAUUGACAUGGUUCCAGAGUUGCUUAGCUCUAACUUAUGUUCCUUAAGAUCUAAUGUUGACAGGCUGGCAUUUUCAUGUAUUUGGGAAAUGAAUCACAAUGCUGAAAUCUUAAACACAAGGUUUACCAAAAGUGUCAUUAAUUCAAAGGCAUCGCUUACAUACGCCGAAGCACAGAUGAGAAUUGAUUCGGCAGCAAUGAAUGAUGAUAUUACCACUAGUCUCCGUGGACUAAAUAAACUAGCCAAAAUUCUGAAGAAAAGAAGAAUUGAAAAAGGGGCUUUGACUCUUUCUUCUCCUGAAGUUCGAUUCCACAUGGACAGUGAAACUCAUGAUCCUAUAGAUCUGCAGACCAAAGAACUUAGAGAAACAAAUUCCAUGGUGGAAGAAUUUAUGUUACUUGCCAAUAUCUCUGUUGCAAAAAAAAUUCAUGAAGAAUUUUCUGAACAUGCCCUCCUUCGAAAACAUCCUGCACCACCUCCAUCAAAUUAUGAAAUUCUUGUUAAGGCAGCUAAGUCAAAGAAUUUGGAAAUUAAGACUGAUACAGCCAAGUCUUUGGCUGACUCUUUGGACCGGGCCGAGUCUCCUACUUUCCCAUAUCUAAACACCCUGUUAAGAAUAUUAGCCACUCGUUGUAUGAUGCAAGCUGUGUACUUCUGUUCUGGGAUGGAUAAUGAUUUUCAUCACUAUGGCUUGGCAUCCCCAAUAUACACACAUUUUACUUCACCCAUCAGAAGAUACGCAGACAUCAUUGUUCAUCGGCUGUUGGCUGUGGCUAUUGGGGCCGACUGUACUUAUCCAGAGUUGACAGACAAACACAAGCUGGCAGAUAUAUGUAAAAAUCUCAAUUUCCGGCACAAAAUGGCUCAAUAUGCCCAACGUGCAUCAGUGGCUUUUCAUACCCAGUUAUUUUUCAAAAGCAAAGGAAUAGUAAGUGAAGAAGCCUAUAUUCUGUUUGUAAGAAAGAACGCUAUUGUGGUGUUAAUUCCAAAGUAUGGCUUAGAAGGUACAGUGUUUUUUGAAGAAAAGGACAAACCAAAGCCACGGCUUGUUUAUGAUGAUGAGAUACCUUCACUUAAAGUAGAAGAUACAGUGUUCCAUAUAUUUGAUAAAGUUAAAGUAAAAAUCAUGUUAGACUCUUCUAAUCUUCAGCAUCAGAAAAUCAGAAUGUCCCUGGUAGAACCACAGAUACCAGGAAUAAGCAUUUCUACUGAUAAUUCAAACAUGGACCCUAAGGAACCAGAGAGAAAGAAGAUGAAGCUCAAAAAAUAGCUACUACCUUCAACAAAAAUACUUCAGACUGGUUUCCUUAAAAACAAAACAAAAACUUGGAACACUUCUAAGCCUAAGUGUGUGAUACAGUUUGUUACUUUUAAGUACGUUAGUAAUUUUAGAAAUUUGCAUUUUUAUUGAACUGUUGAGACUCUGUCCUAUCUUACUCCUUCAUUUCUGAUUGAACAGAAAUAUUUAUGCAGAAGAAUUCAAUUGAAUAUCCAUUACUUAAAUAUAGUGACAGGAUAGCAACUUCAGGGAUCUGUACAGAUCAUUUAAAUGGAGAACUCAUCUGCUCAUUGAGCAGAUUAAUUUUGCAUAAGUACAUUGAUUGUUUAAUAUUGGUAGGCAAAAAGCUAUCAUUUUCUUAUAGAAGAGAACAUUUUUAGAAGCAAAGAAUUUCUUUCUAAAUCUUGGAAGCUGUCAAUAUUUUGUAUGUAAUGUCUUUUGCAAUCUUUAAUUUACCUAAUUAAGUGUUUUCUUACUGUGUUUUUUUUAAAAAAAAAAAAAAAAAAAAAGCCUUUUCAAACAGCUGUGAAUGUUUGGGAAUUGGUAGAAAGGCAAGAAAUAGGAUAUUUGACCUGACUGGGAAAAUGGUGGUUUUUCUCAUUAUCAGGUAAGAAGUGUGAUCAUCAUCUUUGAACUUCAGCUCCAGUGUCUCACCAACAUAAGAUAUUAGAGCUCAAAGAAAGAAUAGAGAUGUAACUGUAAAUGUUUAUAUCUUGUUACUUAUAAAAUAAAAAAACAGACAAUUAAUGACUUUUAAAA